GAGACAGAGAGCUAGACCCUCCCAAGGAAUCGCGAUGCUGCCUGCAUCUGCUUUCUCGAGGACGCUUCGUGAAGUCGCACCAGGCUUGUCGAGGCGGUUCUUCGAAUGCAGCCGUCGCAAUCAUACCUCUCAGCUGAGCAAGCUCCAACCCCAAUCUACAGCCUCUCGAAGAGCGCAACCAACGUCGGUCACCAUCAGGCAGGCUCGGAACCUCACCACGCGUUGUGGUCCGUUAAUACGAAAUUGCAGUCGUCCGAAGCCUCAUUAUCCUUCGAACAACAGAUCGUCCACAGGUGCUGUUGUCCGAGGAUUCUCUGAAUCUGGCAACACCAAAGCCUCAGGCGCCGCGGACGAAGCUACAGGCCCAAAUACACAUGGCAAGGAUGCGGGAAAACAAGAAAGCCAGAGCAAGAGCAGGAGUUCCUUCCCAGAUACUUCCUCAAAUACUGUGGCCUACUGGCUGCUCGGCAGCGCCGCCAGUGUCUUUGGUAUAGUGGUGUUUGGAGGAUUGACGAGACUUACAGAGUCAGGUCUAAGCAUCACAGAAUGGAAACCCGUCACAGGCUCCCUCCCACCCAUGUCUGACGCAGACUGGGAGUCUGAAUUUGCCAAAUAUCGCUCGAGUCCCGAGUUCCACAUGCUGAACUCGCGCAUGACUCUCGAGGAGUUCAAGUCAAUUUACUGGAUGGAAUGGAUCCAUCGGCUCUGGGGUCGAUUUAUUGGACUCUCCUUCGUCUUGCCGGCCGCUUACUUCGUCGCACGGAAGCAGGUCUCCCGUUCCAUGGCCAUGCGAUUACUGGGCAUUGCAGGUUUGAUUGGAUUCCAAGGCUUUAUCGGCUGGUGGAUGGUGAAGUCGGGAUUGAAAGAUGACCUAUUUGCACCGGGUUCUCAUCCGCGCGUCUCACAGUACAGACUGACCGCUCACCUGGGCGCGGCUUUUGUCUGCUAUCUCGCCAUGCUCUGGAACGGCCUUGAAAUUCUACGAACGAACAAAAUCCUGCGUGUCUCCCCCGACACUGCAAAUGCGACGCUCAAAGGCUUGAGCAACCCCGCGUUAAGGCCCUUCAAGCGAUAUGUCUCGCUCCUUGCAGGUUUAGUCUUCAUUACAGCCAUGUCCGGUGGUCUGGUCGCAGGUCUCGAUGCAGGCUUGAUCUACAACGAAUUUCCAUACAUGGGACUCGGUCUGACCCCUCCGAGGAGCGAGCUAUGGGACAAAUUUUACUGUCGAGCACCUGACCACAGCGACCUUUGGUGGCGCAAUCUGCUCGAAAAUCCCAGUCUGGUUCAACUCGAUCACCGGAUCCUUGCCACGACCACUUUCACCGCAGUCAUGGCACUCUGGGCGUUCUCACGCUCAGCCACAAUGCAGAAGAUCCUACCCAGAGCAGCGCAAAGGGGGGUCCACGGUGUUGUCGGAUUUGUGUGCUUGCAGGUCGUCCUAGGCAUUUCCACGCUUUUAUAUUUGGUACCGACCGGACUGGCGAGCGCACACCAAGCAGGGAGUUUGGCAUUGUUGACUUGGACAAUCGUGUUGGGAAGUCGGGUCUGGUUCCCUACACAGGCUGCACGCAUUCUGGCCCAACGAAUGAUGGCGAAGGGAAACCUCGGUGGUACUACUGCUGAAAUGGCACAAAGGGCGGCUCUGAUGUCCUCGGCAGCAAAGGCAAAGUCAGUGAUGCCUGGUAGCCCUACCGCACUGGCUGCUAUGGGCUUCAUACCCGUUGUCACAGGCGUAGGUCUUGGGCUUGCUUCACACACAGAAGCUACAGUUGCGAGGCUGCGAGCCGCCCGAAUGGCCGAACAUCAGGCAGUCCCAGAGGUUGGACAAACGCGGUCCUCGCCAGUAUCGAAGACCUUGUAACACAAAUCAAUCUGGCGGAACUCCAAAUCUUCACUCUUGACAACCUUAUGUUGUGUUACAACGUUAGACUGUGAACCCUCACUUGGAAUUGUUCAUCUGCUCGUCACAAUAGCCACCUAUAACUAUUUGGGGAUCGCGUCUGAUAUACGGAGUAUUAGGUUGGGAGUCUCGGCGGCUAUAACUUGGUCUUUUCUGCCAUAAUGUCAGGAACUUCGUGGUUACCUCUACCCACCCACUACAGCGCCCAGUCAAUCUGCCAACAGUUGGCGAUGUUCCGUCUUUUUUGGCCUAGGCUAGGGUGAGACGCUUGUCCCUCACACAGCAACGCUUUUGGGGGUUGCAAAACCGCCGUUGAGCCAAGCAGGCCUCGACGCCCGUGACUGUGCUACCAACAACGUCGACCCCACCGACCUCGCCGAAGGCCAGCCCAAAGCAUGGCCCCAACAACAGCCGGGGAAGUGCAGCUUUCAAGACCUGCCGCGGGAGACGGUGUUUGGCACUGUGGACUUCCUGCCUUCGGCCUCUAAUGUGGCUUCGCCUUGAACCUGGUGUCCGAGGACUUCUACUCGAGUCUUGGGACCAUCUCAGCUUCCUCUGCCGCCAGACGAGGCGGUGUCGAAAGGAGGACUGCUGCGCGACCUCUGGAGACUGAUAUGCCCGAGCCGCUGCAUUGCGCGUGCUGCAAUAGAUUGUUCCGAUGGGAGCGCAGAAGCAUCGCCAGACAGGAGGUACAGGUGUCCCAAACUGCCGGGUAUCGUCUUGUAAUGCGCGAUCUACCAACUCUUGCCAUCGAGUUGCCUGACUAUGGAGUGGUGCUCAAUGAAUUAAUCGAAGACAGGGUGGCCAUCCCCAUGACGUUGAGCACGGCACGGCGAUGAGCAUAUUAGCACCUUCGAAGACGCGUUGUCGAAUCCGGCAACAUGGACGAUUGAUUGCCUGGCACUGGUCAAGCUUGGGCGGACACCAGUCCCUACAAACACAGCUUUUGUCCUUCGUGCGACGCCUGCAGCAACAUCAAUCACGUUUUUCUCUUGCUGGAAAAAAGUUCACAUGGUCGCCCUGUUAAUGCACCGACCUGUCUGGUUAUGUGUAAGACACGACCCAGUAUCUGGUAUCCUCCCGCCGCCCUGAUCCCGAUGGCUCCUCCCACAGCUGGACGGUCAGCAGUGCAGACCGAGCCCGUGUUCGGGUGACCUCUGGACAGUCUCUCGGUUCGCGAACACUCAUGGGGAAAGGAUGCGGUCGGGCAUUUAUUGGCCCUCCUCUUCUUUUCUGCGGCUUGAAACGGAGUUCCGCCGGGUUUGCACUAUUCUUUAUCACGUCCGUAACCGAUUAGGAAACAGGAAGGGGGGCUUUGAGCAAAGCAGACACUCUCGACAGGGUGCUUGGGAGUUCCGAAGAGAAGAAGCAAACAAAUACGCAGACCGGAGUAUGGCAUACACGUUGGGGUUGAGAGAGCGGAAGGCGGGAGGACAGGUUUGAGGAAUUUUGCGGCUCGAGCAAUGUUUGAUACUUUCUCUAGGAAAUCCUACGCAAGCUACUAAUAGUAUUACGGAGUACGUACCUUGUAUCUCAAUCAGGAUGUUGCAGAUGGUGGCGCGGAAUCACCGGGUGAUGGAAC
Cladophialophora immunda is the source of this 3482-nucleotide messenger RNA. RefSeq lists its product as uncharacterized. The transcript is spliced from 2 exons. The record is from RefSeq and is a predicted model, not a curated record. Bases 35 to 1861 code for a protein of 608 amino acids. Gene Ontology annotation, biological process: heme A biosynthetic process. Lineage: Eukaryota; Fungi; Ascomycota; Eurotiomycetes; Chaetothyriales; Herpotrichiellaceae. Gene Ontology annotation, molecular function: oxidoreductase activity, acting on NAD(P)H, heme protein as acceptor. Gene Ontology annotation, cellular component: mitochondrial inner membrane.